UCUCUCUCUCUCUCUCUCUCUCUCUCUCUCGCUCUCUCUCCUCGAUCCCUACGACGAAGCCCUUCUCAAAACCCUAGCUACUUGAACACUCUUCUUCUGCAUUCCCAUCUGACAUGGCCGAUCCAGAGAUCGCCGGAGCAUCGCCGGCGCCGCCUAUGGAACCACACGACGACGAAGACGAAGGCGAUGGGGGUGGUGGUGGCGGCGGCGGCGGCGGAGGCGGGGGGUUGACGAGGAAGGCGAAGAGGAAGGCGAUGAAGAAGAUGAAGCGGAAGCAGGAGAGGAGGGACGCGGCGAUCCGGGAUCGCGAGGAGGAGGAGGCGAGGGCCAAGGAUCCCGAGGAGCAGCUCAAAAUCCGGCUAAGGGAGGAGGAGGAGGCGAGGAUCGCCGAGCGCGAGAGGAGGGCGUUCGAGGAGCGGGAGCGGCUCUGGCUCGAGGCCGCCGCCGCAAGAAGAGCGGCGGAAGAGGCGGCGGCGGCGGCGGAGGAGGAGGCGGAGCGGAGGAAGAAGCUUCUGGAAGCGUCGGAAGCCGAAAAGAAUAAAGAAGAGCAUGCGGAUAAACCGGAACAAGAUGAGGAAUGGGAAUAUGUUGAAGAAGGACCUGCAGAAAUCAUAUGGCAAGGAAAUGAGAUUAUAGUCAAGAAGAAAAGGGUUAGAGUUGCAAAGGGAAGUGCUCGGAGACAGCAAAUUGAAGAGGAUGAUGACAGACCAACGUCUAAUCCACUUCCUCCACAAUCUGCGGCUUUUACUUCCUACAGGCAGGGGCCAUCAAUUUCUGCUCAGGAAGCACUUGAAAAAGUUGCCCAACAAACUCCGAACUUUGGGACAGAGCAGGAUAAAGCUCAUUGCCCUUUUCACCUGAAGACUGGGGCAUGCCGUUUUGGACAGCGUUGCAGUAGAGUUCAUUUUUAUCCUGACAAAUCGUGCACGUUUCUCAUCAAGAACAUGUAUAAUGGGCCAGGCCUCACUUUGGAACAAGAUGAGGGGCUUGAGUGUACCGAUGAAGAGGUUGAACGCUGUUAUGAAGAAUUUUACGAAGAUGUACAUACAGAAUUUCUGAAAUUUGGCGAACUUGUCAACUUUAAGGUAUGCAGAAAUGGUUCUUAUCAUCUGCGAGGCAAUGUCUAUGUGCAUUAUAAGUCCCUGGAUUCAGCCGUUCUUGCCUACAAUAACAUAAAUGGCCGUUAUUUUGCUGGAAAGCAGAUAACAUGUGAGUUUGUUGGUAUAACAAGAUGGAAGGUUGCUAUUUGUGGCGAAUACAUGAAAUCAAGGUUGAAGACUUGCUCACGUGGAACUACUUGCAACUUCAUUCACUGCUUUCGCAAUCCUGGGGGGGAUUAUGAGUGGGCUGACUGGGAUAAUCCUCCCCCGAAAUAUUGGAUUAGAAAGAUGGCUACUCUUUUUGGUCCCUCAGAUGAAUUGCAGUAUGACAAUCAAAUAGAGUUAGCGGAUUUUGACAAGUCAAGGAUCUCUGAUAGGAGAAGAACACCGAGAAAUGGCAGAUCUGGUUCAAGAAGAUCUGAUGAUGAGAUGGAUGACCCUAAUGGACCAAAGAGAGAUCACUGCAGUCACUCAGGAAGGGAGCAUUCGAGGAGAAGAAGAGAAUUGUCCUCUGGGGUUAAGCACAAGCACUCUGAAGAAGCCAUUAAAUAUGAUUCUCAUAAAUACCAUUCCAUUGAGGACAUCUCCAAGAAAAAGGAUAGAGGUCUCUUGCCUAAGUGCCGAAAGACAGAGGAGGAAACUGGUCCGAACUAUCAUCAAGAGUUUAAGAGAACAUAUAGUGCAAAGGAGGAUUUGGAUAGGCAAAAACGAGAAAACGAUAGAUGUAAAUCAAAAAGGUACAAAUCUCAUAAACCGGAAAAGGAAGAGUUCAUUGAUGAUUAUAGAGAACCAAGUUACAGUUCUCCGAGCAAUGAUAAGUCCAUUGCGAGGGCUAGUAUUCAUGAAGAGCGCUACAAUGAAAGGCACCAUUCGGACGAUCUCAGUUUCGAAAGAGACUCCACUGGAGUAUUUGAAUCUCCUAAAAAUGAACACAACAGUGACAGAAGAGAACAUCGGCAACAUAAUUCAUGGCAUCAUGCGAAAGGCGAUCGCCGUUACCAUAAGAUAGAUGAUGAUAGAUCCCGAGAGUACAGAGGAAAUGACCAUGGAGUUUCUUCUAAUGAUUUUGCUGAUCGCUGGAGAAGCACAGACAAUGAUAUGGAUUCAGAAAACAGUGAGGAUCAUUCUCGAAGUGAAAAAAGCAAUCAAUCAAAGAGGAAGCAUACUAAACAAGGUCAGAAAAGAAAGCAUCACGAAGAAAAGCACGAGUAUGAGGGAAGCGAUGAAGAAUUUACUUCUUCAGAUUCUGACAGCCAGGAGUUGAGCUCGAGAGCAUACAAGAGGCGAUCACGAAGCCGCGAAAAGCACCAACAUAGGGGGAACUCGAAGAGGAGAAAUUCGUCACGUGGUAGUCAUGAUUCAUGAUGCUUCUAACUGUCAUUUUCCGUGACCUACUGUGUUUUAUCAACUUGUACAAAAGUUUUGUGGUAUCAACUGUUUCUUUGUACUAGUCUAGUCCAACACUUCUCAGUUGAACUAUACCUAUCUUAAAGCACUAGGGGACUUCUUUUUGGAGUUAGUACAUAAGAGUUAACUAAGAGUAUACACUUUUUGUUGAUCUGAGCAAGAUCUUUAGCCCUGUAGUGUCAUUACCUGGUCAAUUGAAGUGUUUGGAAUUUGAUUCCAUGUGUUUUGCAUGACUUGUGUACAAAAUAUCAUCUUUGUUUGUAAAAAGUGAAAGAACUAAUACAUUUGAGUUAUGGAUGUGUAUUUGGUGCACUA
Ananas comosus (pineapple) is the source of this 2822-nucleotide messenger RNA. RefSeq names its product zinc finger CCCH domain-containing protein 16. Gene Ontology annotation, biological process: mRNA splicing, via spliceosome. Gene Ontology annotation, molecular function: pre-mRNA 3'-splice site binding; metal ion binding. The coding region runs from base 114 to 2465 and encodes 783 amino acids. The transcript is spliced from 9 exons. Gene Ontology annotation, cellular component: U2AF complex; spliceosomal complex. The record is from RefSeq and is a predicted model, not a curated record. Lineage: Eukaryota; Viridiplantae; Streptophyta; Magnoliopsida; Poales; Bromeliaceae.